UUAAGUGCGGGGAAUUUGAAUUUUUCUUUCAACUUGCAAUGUAAUUGUACUUCUAAAAUAUACAUCACUAAAAAGUAGAGUUGCAUUACAAGUUGCACGUAGAUAUACCAGCAUGGAAGUAACCGAUGCGGUAUUUAAUGAAAUAUUGGACAAGGUUUUGUUCCGGGAGAAGCAAGUUUCCACACUUUUGAAUUUAUUCAACAAAAGAAAAGCUUGUUCUUGUGCGAGUAUAUUUAUAUAUGGUCACACGGCGACAGGAAAGAAUUAUCUUCUGGAAACUAUAUUUGAAAAACUUCAGCUCCCAAAUAUUUUUGUCAACUGUGUUGAAUGUUUUAAUGGAAGAUUGAUGUUUGAAGACAUAUUAAACAGUGUCCUAAAACUGCAACAAAAUGGCGAGAAAGAUGCUGAAUUUAUACGAUGUGACAACAUGAAUGACUUUAUCAAGAUUAUGAAAAAACUGUUGACAGUUGAGAAUUUUGGAGAUGAAACUUUAUUCAUAACCAUUGACAAGUGUGAGCGACUUAGAGAAAUGGAGCUGAAUCUUCUGCCAGCAUUUUCGAGGCUCAAUGAACUGACAGGCUGCAAUAUCUGUGUUUUAUUUAUAAGUGAUAUAGUUUUUGAAAAGUUUAGACAAGGAACAGGUGUUCGAGAGCCAUUCCAGGUGACAUUUCCAGAUUAUUCAAGGAAAGAAUUGUUAGAGAUAAUGUGUUUAGAUGCUCCAGAAGAACAUCCAGCAGAAUUUUACGAUGGUUAUUGUCAGCUGUUGCUGAGCGUGUUUUAUAAUGUCUGUCGAGAUUUGAGAGAAUUGAGACAUUUGGCACAGCUAAAUUUUCCCAAGUAUUGUGAACCAAUUACUACUGGAGAAGCAGAUUAUGCCAAUGUCAAGAAACUGUGGCGAAACAUUGAGCCAUAUCUCAAAAAAGCAAUGAGUACUGUCUUUCUACAUGAAGUAUCCAGCAGCCAAUGGGAACAAAUGCAAGAGGGAACACAUGGAAUAAAAGGUCUCUCAAGUUAUUCAACAGUGGAACUUCCAUUUUAUUCAAAAUACUUGUUAAUCGCAGCUUACCUCGCCUCACACAAUCCUGCCAAAACCGACCGACAGUUCUUCUGCAAAACGACGGCAAAGAAAAUGACAAAACGCGCGAAAGUUGCCGCGAAAACUGGCGCGAAAACCAGCAGCCAGUUGAAAGGCCCACACAUGUUUGUCCUGGAUCGAUUGAUGGCGAUAUUUUACAGUAUUGUCGAUGAGAAAGUUCCCGCAUCGGCUGUUAUUUUGAGCCAGCUCUCGUCGCUUGUAACUCUGCGGUUUUUGUCGCAAGUUUCGGCGAACGACCAACUAGAUUCUCCAAAAUACAAAUGCCUUGUGUCUUUAGAGUUGAUCAAAGCAAUCGCAAGGCAAUUAGAAUUUGAUUUAGGCCAGUAUUUGUAUGAUUUUAUCAAUCAAUAGGUGAAGUAGGUUAUAUUAUAGUAUGUGUUAA
This is a messenger RNA of Dendronephthya gigantea, 1478 nucleotides long. Its product is annotated as origin recognition complex subunit 5-like. The transcript has 5 exons. NCBI's taxonomy places the organism in Eukaryota, Metazoa, Cnidaria, Anthozoa, Malacalcyonacea, Nephtheidae. Gene Ontology annotation, molecular function: DNA replication origin binding. Bases 113 to 1447 code for a protein of 444 amino acids. Gene Ontology annotation, biological process: DNA replication; DNA replication initiation. Gene Ontology annotation, cellular component: nucleus; nuclear origin of replication recognition complex. The record is from RefSeq and is a predicted model, not a curated record.